CUUACCGAGUUCGUUUCAAGAUCCCAACGCGGUCUUUUAAGUCCGGGUGGAGGGUUAUAGUAGCCGGCUCUCCGACACGUGGUACCGAUCGGGAAACUAAACUUCAGAUAACUAUUAAUCUGGCAUUAAAUCAUCUGCAGCUCAAAGUUUGUUAACUUUCUCAGGAUCUGGGUGAAAGUUCGGGUACCAAAAAUAUCUUCAGUGCUCAGCCGGGAGGAAAUGAACCGAUAGAUUUUGGAGACAGCCGCAAAAACAUUGGAAGCUCGCCUCUUUUAAAAACUUUUUCUCUUUCUAAGCAUAUAUAUUUAUGUAAAACAGAGUGGAAAGGGAGCUUCUGCUGCUGAAUACAUAUCGUGUUAGGCCUGACUUUCUUUUAGGUUAGACUUUCCUAAAGCGCUGAAUGUUCCUCAAUGAAAAAAGAGCGAAUUCAGGUUCUUUCACUUUUGUUGAGUGUGGGUUAACAAAACCACAGCAGCUGAGUGCCAAGUUUAUUCCCGAUGAGUAUUACUGAGGAGACCUAGAGGAACAUGAGUGAGAAACAAGCGCUGGAAGACACUAAACCAAACGAGGAUCAGAGUGUGUGGAAGGCGGACUCUGACAACCAUGUCAAGCUGGAGGGGGGCGACGCUGCGAAGCCCAGCGACAUCUCAAGUGAAGGGAACGGCAGCGAAGGACUGCAAGCUACCCGUCUUUACCACCGACGAUGGGUGAUCGUCUUCUUGUUCAGCUUAUAUUCGCUGAGCAACUCUUACCAAUGGAUACAGUACAGCAUUAUCAGCAACAUUUUCACCAAGUUCUACAGCGUCGAUGAUUUCACCAUAGACUGGAUGUCUAUGAUCUACAUGCUCACAUACAUUCCCUUCAUCUUCCCGGUAACCUGGCUGCUGGACAAAAAAGGGCUCCGGGUCAUCGCCCUCGUCGCCACGGCGCUCAACUGCGCGGGGACGUGGAUCAAAGUGGCCAGCGUCAGACCCAACCUGUUCUACGUGACAUUCCUGGGACAGUUUUGCUGCUCUUUCGCGCAGGUCUUCAUCCUCGGGAUGCCAUCUAGAAUCGCGUCGGUGUGGUUUGGUUCAGAGGAAGUGUCCACUGCAUGCUCCAUCGGAGUCUUUGGGAAUCAGCUGGGUAUUGCAAUCGGGUUCCUUGUGCCUCCUAUCCUGGUGCCUAAUGUGGACGACAUGGAUGAGCUGGCUCACCACAUCCGAAUCAUGUUCUACAUAACGGCAGGGGUGGCUACUUUACUCUUCGUCCUUGUUGUCUUCGUUUUCCAGGAGCGUCCUAAAAUUCCACCGACUCAGGCCCAGGCCACAGCUCGCAGCAUUCCACCAGAGCAGUACUCCUACAUAGCCUCCAUCCGAAACCUGCUGCGCAACAAGCCCUUCAUGCUCCUCGUCGUCACCUAUGGUCUGAACGUUGGUUGUUUUUAUGCUGUCGGGACCCUACUGAACCGCAUGAUCAUCGUGCAUUACCCUGGAGAAGAAGUGAACGCCGGGAGGAUUGGCCUCACCAUCGUCAUCGCAGGGAUGGUCGGCUCCCUCAUCUGCGGCGUUUGGUUGGACAGAACGAAAACGUACAAGCAGACGACCCUUGCAGUCUACCUCUUGUCUCUGGUGGGGAUGAUCGUUUAUGCUGCUACACUCAGCCUGGGACACCUCUGGGUGGUUUUCAUCACCGCUGGAGUACUUGGGUUCUUCAUGACGGGCUACCUGCCACUGGGCUUUGAAUUUGCAGUCGAACUGACAUACCCAGAGUCAGAGGGAACAUCUUCUGGCCUCCUCAACUGCUCAGCACAGGUGUUCGGAAUUAUAUUCACCAUUUGCCAAGGCAAGAUCAUUGACAAUUACGGCACGCUGGCAGGAAACAUCUUCUUGUGCGUCUUUCUUCUGAUAGGCACAAUAAUGACAGCUUUAAUCAAGUCUGAUCUCAGGAGGCAAAAUGCUAACCUGCAGGCCAAAGCAGCCGCGGAGAGGCACAAGUCAGGACAAGACUACGGAGCCACAUCGCUAAUCUCCGAGCAGCAGACUUCUUCUCAAGCCUGAUCAAUAAAAAUUUUCUGCUUCCACAAAAAAAAUAAAAAAUGAAAAAAAAAUCUCAAAUCUUAGCUCAUCAUAAAGGUGCACAAAGGUAGGAGCACAAAGCAAUCACCACACACUGCCACUGAUCAAGAGCACCUGCUGUACACCCUUUUCACUGUUACACCUGUUUUACUGUCUCUAUGUGUUUCUGAGGAUCGUGCAAAAGAAAUCAUAAUUACACAAUCAUGAAAAUCAUGUGAUUUUUGAUUCUUCCCCAUGAAGCCCUGCUACUGAUUUUCUCAGUAGCAGUUCUACUAAAAUCAGCUAAAGUCACUUAAGGACAAUUAAGUCAGCUGGGGGUAAUCAUUAACCCCUGCAUGAACCUGUUGAUUCCAAAACACUUCCUCACAUUGGAUUACAGCUACUUCUAACUAUCCUAUUUUUGAACAGCUGACUGGCUUAAACUUUCCUCAUAAAUGCGAAUGGCACUUCCAUAUAGAAAUAAAACAGCGCGGCUUAUCACAGUAGGAAAUCAAGAACGAGAUCAUACAGCUCAUCAUGCUGUGUGAUUCACUUUAGUGUUCUUGUGUUUUAGGAGGCCAGUGUGUGAAGUUGCUGCCUGCGGCAUGGCUUUGAUUGGAUUUGAAUCACAGCGUAGUGUUUGUGAUUUUUCAGAUGAAGUCAGCGCGGUACUGCUAAUUUUCCUGUUCUUGCCUGUUGUUGCCUUUGCUUGCUUACAGCGCUGUCCUAUAUCCUACUAAUACCACCAGAGAUUUCAUCUAGUUAAAAGUAUGGACGCUCAACAUGAAUGGAAUAAAGUCCUUGCUAGUUGGAUCUUUACUUAAUCCUUUUUUUCACUCCAUCUUUGCUUUAGUUAUUUAAAAUGAUGAACAUGUAAUGUAUGUGAAAGGAAAUUAAAAAUGACAUUAUAGCAAUAACCAACAUUAAGCUGAUUACAGUCUUUAACAAUAAGAAAAUGUUGUUAACUACUAUCUUCCAUCUUCAUAACUGAUCUUCUGCCUUUCUUUAAGAGAAAAUCAAACCUGUGAAGGUUUUUUUUUUUGUAUGAAAUCUUUUCUACUGAUUUAACAGUUGCAUCGUUUUUGCCUCCCAGAAUGCUUUGAUUGUGGCAAAAAACUUUCAGACAUUGAUUUUUGCAGUCGCAUGUAAAAUGUACACUGGAUUGAGGCGCACUUUCUGCUGCUGUUUGUGCAGUGCCAUGAGGAUUUUAUUUCCCUUUUUUGCCCUGCAGACACAUAAUUUUAUCUUUAAGUUUUCUUGAUCUUCGAGAGUCUUUCUUGAGUUCCACAGCUGGUUUUUUACUGUUGGUUUCCGGUGAAAUUUGCUCUCAUUUAUGCUAAUAGUGUUCAGUCAGCUUCAUCUUUGACUCGAGUGUCACAAAGGUUUUGAAGAGUCAGAUGGUUUACAGCGCUUGAACCUAUCUUAUCUGUUAAUUAAGGUUGUAAGCAGGUUCAUUUUACAAGUAAGGAAUGUGAUAAAACCUUUGCACGUGGCCCAAUCAUAGAUUGUUUUCUACAGUACAUAUAAGGGUAAACAAAAAAGAAAAUUAACACUUGAAGCGUCUCAUCUUUUGCCUUUCUGUCCUUUGUUGUGUAUUAACACAACAAAGGACAGAAAGGUGAAACAUUUAUAUUUAUUUAAAUUCAUUGACAUUUUUGCAGUGC
Messenger RNA from Pundamilia nyererei, 3700 nucleotides. It is a transcript of the gene flvcr2b, whose product is annotated as FLVCR choline and putative heme transporter 2b. Bases 528 to 2039 code for a protein of 503 amino acids. The transcript is spliced from 10 exons. Gene Ontology annotation, biological process: heme export; transmembrane transport. The record is from RefSeq and is a predicted model, not a curated record. Gene Ontology annotation, molecular function: heme binding; heme transmembrane transporter activity. Lineage: Eukaryota; Metazoa; Chordata; Actinopteri; Cichliformes; Cichlidae. Gene Ontology annotation, cellular component: membrane.